AUGACUGACAUUUACCUCUUUGGCGACCAGACGGUUCGCGUGGAAGAGAGCCUACACGCCCUCCUGCACACCCGCGAUAAUCCCACAUUGACUUCGUUUCUCAAUGAAGCCUUUCUUGCUAUUCAGCAUGAGAUCUCUCAGCUCCCGGCGGGUGAGCGAGGGUCACUACCGACUACUGAGACUCUUGGUCUGUUACUAGAUAUGAUUAAAAAGGGACACCGUCAUGCCGCAUUCGAGAGCGCAUUGAUAUGUUUAUGUGAGAUUGCAGAAUAUAUUCGUCACCUGCAAGACACGGACCUAUCCCAUCCCGCUUCUAACUCCGUUGUGGUUGGUUUAUGUACUGGAUCCCUCGCUGCUGCCGCCAUUAGUUGCGCCCAGACUACCCUGGAUCUGGUGCCUCUGGGUAUUGAGGCAGUGUCUGUCGCGUUUCGUGUGGGCAUGCAUGUAUCUCGCCAAGCCGCUGCUUCGGACGCAGGACACACGACGAGUGGAAAGCCCUGGACGUUAGCGGUGACAGGUGUUCAGGAAAAUGAGGCUACCCAGAUUCUUCAAGGAUUCAUUAAUGAUACGGGCAUAUCUGGAUAUCUAGCGCCAUACAUUAGUGCUGUUGGGAUAAACGGCGUCACUAUCAGCGGUACUCCGAGUCUGAUCGAAGCUUUGCAGGCCUCAUCCUACCUUGAGAGCAAGAAGACCUUGAUGAUGCCAGUAUAUGGGCCAUAUCAUGCCAAGCAUUUGUAUAACGAAGUGGACAUCGACAAUAUCCUUCGUUCCAGGCCGGGCAACAUGAGCAUGCGCCAUCGAGAGGCGCAAAUAGCAGUCAUCUCGAGUUCGUCCGGGGCACUUCUCAAGGAAUCUACGUUUGGUGACCUACUGCGAGUGCUAGUCUCUGAGAUCCUGACCACCCAAAUCCGAAUAGAUGACCUGGUUGAUGGCAUCGUCCAGUAUAUCCCGGGUAGCGUUGCGCGGUUGAUCCCAAUUCACUCUCAUACUGCCCCAAGUCUGGCAUCAACAUUACGCCAACGCGGCAUCGACCUGCAAGUUUUCACAUCUCCCCAGAUACCUUCCACAAAGACUCCGCAGCAUCUCCCCAGUCAUGAAUCUUCCAAGAUUGCGAUCAUCGGUUUUAGUGGCCGGUUCCCGGAAGCCGAUGGUCUCUCCGAGUUUUGGACGCUCCUGGAACAGGGGCUCGAUGUUCACAAGCCUAUUCCCACUGACCGAUUUGAUCGUGACGCCCAUUAUGAUGCCACCCUUCGUACCAGGAAUACAAGCCGAAUUUUGCACGGUUGCUGGAUUCGCAGGCCGGGAUUGUUCGACCCGCGCUUCUUCCACUUCUCGCCCCGGGAGGCAUCCCAGGCGGACCCAGCUCAACGCCUGGCUCUCCUGACAGCCUACGAAGCCAUUGAGAUGGCUGGCUUUGUUCCCGAUCGCACAGCAUCUAGCAGAAAGCAUCGGGUAGGUGUGUACUAUGGCACCACAAGCGACGACUGGAGAGAGGUCAAUAGCGGCCAAGAUAUUGGCACCUAUUUUAUCCCGGGAGGAAAUCGUGCCUUCAUUCCGGGGCGGAUCAACUACUUCUUCAAAUUCAGUGGACCGAGCGUGUCGGUAGACACAGCAUGUUCGUCCAGUUUAGCAGCCAUUAAUGUCGCUACCACUGCACUACUAAACUAUGAAUGUGAUACUGCUCUUGCUGGUGGUACAAAUAUCAUGACCAACCCGGAUAAUUUUGCAGGACUGGAUCGAGGACACUUCCUCUCAUCCACUGGAAACUGUAAGACAUUUGAUGAUGGUGCUGAUGGGUAUUGCCGCGCUGAUGGUGUCGGCACUGUUAUUCUGAAGCGUCUAUCAGAUGCCAUUGCGGACAAUGAUCCCAUUUUUGGCAUUAUUCUUGGUGCCCGCACAUCGCAUUCGGCCGAAUCGGUUUCUAUUACACGUCCUCUCGCCGAUGCGCAAGAAUAUUUGUUUAGACAGCUAUUGAGCGAGUCUGGCCUCCAUCCCCAUGAUAUCAGCUACAUCGAGAUGCACGGCACCGGAACGCAGGCCGGUGAUGCUGUUGAAAUGAAAUCGGUACUUGAUACAUUUGCUUGGGACACUAGCCGUCCUCAAAAUAAGCGUUUACACUUAGGGUCCGUUAAGGCAAACGUGGGCCAUGGUGAAUCAGCAUCGGGCGUAACAGCUCUGAUUAAGGUGUUGCUAAUGAUGCAGAAAGACCGAAUACCACCACACUGCGGCAUUAAGACCAAGAUUAAUCACGGCUUCCCUACGGACCUGGCGCAACGGAAUGUGUAUAUCGCACAAAAAGAGACUGAAUGGGCCCGUCCCCCACAAGGGAAACGCUAUACAUUUGUUAACAACUUUUCUGCCGCGGGAGGCAAUACGGCCUUGCUGUUAGAAGAUGCGCCGUCGACGGACAACGUAGACAAUGCCUCUCAACCAGAUCCACGCCAACAUCAUGUUGUUGCUGUGUCUGCUCGUUCAGCCCAGUCUCUCACCAAAAACGCCCAAUCUCUGGCGGAUUUUAUUGGUAGCCAAACGUCAUCAGACUUCUUAGCUCGAAUCUCCUACACGACGACUGCCAGGCGCAUACAUCAUCCAUUCCGUAUUGCGGUGGUGGGGAAAGACUUACAGCAGUUGAAGCGCGUAUUGUUAGAUGUUACCAGGGCAGAGGACAUUAGGCCUUGCCCUGCCAAACCUCCAGGAGUAGGCUUCCUAUUUACGGGCCAGGGCACGCAGCAAACAGCGAUGGCACGACAACUGUACGAGAAUUUUGCCUCCUUCCGGGAGGAUAUUGUGCAUCUGGACGGUGUCGGUUGCGGCCAUGGAUUCCCAUCGAUUUUGCCGUUGGUCACAGGGACAGUGAACAUCGAAGAGCUCGCCCCAGCCACCAUCCAACUCGGCACAGUGGUGAUCCAGAUUGCCAUGGCACGCCUAUGGCAAAAUUGGGGCCUGAGGCCACACUAUGUACUUGGCCAUAGUUUGGGCGAGUUUGCUGCCCUACAUCUCGCUGGAGUGCUUAGCAUCCGUGAUACAAUCUACCUCGCAGGCUCGCGCGCGGAGCUACUAGCAAGGAGAUGCAUCGCUCACUCACACGGAAUGCUGGCAGUCAAGGCAUCUGUGGCGGAUGUAAAGGAACUUUUGGCACAGGCACCCGUAGAGGUAGCCUGUAUCAAUGGACCGAAAGAUACAGUCUUGAGUGGCCCCAAUGGCGACAUCGAUAGAGCGGCUCAAUGGUUGUCAGAACAUGGCAUGUCUUCCACCAGGCUCGUUCUACCAUUCGCUUUCCAUUCCUCGCAGGUUAAUCCAGUUCUGGAAGAACUGGAGCAAAUUGCCAACCGGGUAACAUUCCACAAGCCAACACUUCCAGUUGUGUCCCCCCUGCUGGGCCAAGUGAUCUUACAUGCCGGGGUUAUCGGACCGCAAUAUAUCCGGCGACACUGCCGUGAAACUGUGAAUCUUCUCGGUGCUGUAAAAGCGGCUCAGUCUGCCGGCUUCGUGGAAUCUAAUGGACUGGCCAUAGAAGUCGGCGCUCAUCCCGUCCUCACGAUGAUGAUAAAGAACAUUGUUAGUCCGAAUUUCGGAGCCUUCCCCAUGCUUCGUAGAAAGGAAGAUGCAUUCAAGACCCUCACAGAGUCAUUGAGCAUGCUACACUUGGCAGGCGUGUCGGUCAACUGGGAUGAGUAUCACCGCGACUUCAAGAGCUGCCACCAAGUUGUAACAUUGCCCGGGUAUAACUGGGACUAUCAAAACUACUGGAUUCAAUACCAAAACAACUUCUGCCUGACAAAGGGAUCUCCUGAACCAUCGGAGACACCAGGAACUGUACUGUUGCCCACAUCUACUCGACUCAGUCCAUCAGUACAAAGGAUUGUCAAGGAACAAGUAGACGAAGAGCAGGCAUUGAUUGUUAUUGAAUCCGACUUGCAUGAUCCAGAGCUCUUGCCAGUUGCGUUGGAUCACAAGGUCAAUGGGUUAGUUUUGUGUCCAUCAUCACUGUAUGCGGAUAUUGCUUUUACACUAGGUGACUAUUUCGUUCAUAAAAGGGCAGACCUGAAUGGAUACAAACCCGUGAUAUGCAAUAUGGCCGUUGCAAAGGCCUUGAUUGUCAACGAAACCGGUCCACAGUUACUUCGAGCGUCCCUGGACAUGGAUUGGAGCAGUCGUCGAGGCAGUCUGGAGCUGUACAGCGUCGACAGUACCGGAAAACGUACAUCUGAUCACGCCCAGUGUCUUAUUGAGCUUCAGCACACCGAUAGCUGGCAGGAUAGCUGGCGGCGCCAGUUGUAUCUGAUCCAGCGUAGCAUCGAGCAGCUGCAACGGGGAGUUCAGACGGGAACCACACACAAAGUGCGCCGAGGAAUCGCCUACCGGCUUUUCUCGUCCGUAGUGCAGUAUGGACCGUCCUAUCAUGGCAUGGAAGAGGUUACAUUUGAUAGCUCAGCGCUUGAGGCGACCGCACGGGUGCGUCUACAGUCCAGCAAAGGACAGUAUAUAUUGAACCCCUUCUGGUGCGACAGCUUCGGGCAUCUCACUGGUUUUGUCAUGAACUCCAACGAUUUGCUCGAUCUGACUGAGCAUGUCUAUGUCAAUCACGGCUGGAGUUUCAUGCGCUGUGCCGAGCCUUUCUCCCAAGAUAUUGUCUAUCAAACACAUGUCAAGAUGCAGCCUGUCGGCGAGAACGGCGCUCUGUACGCGGGAGACGUCUAUAUUCUGCGUGACAAUCACAUUGUCGCCCACUAUGGAGACGUAACUUUCCAGAAGGUCCUCCGUCGAGUAUUUGAAAUGCUGUUGCCGGCGCCCAAGCCCAAGCCCACUUUAUCCGGCCGAACAUCACCUGCAGCAGCUGUACAACGGGGUACCCCCGCAUCUCAGAGCAGGGCACGAGCGAUGUCACCAUCAGGUCUCACUAUCUGGCAGCAAACACUCAAGGUUAUUGCUGUCGAGAUUGAUGUCCAUCCUAACCAGCUUACCGAUGAUGUGCAGUUUGCUGACAUGGGUGUUGAUUCGCUCAUGUCAUUGAACAUUACCGGUACAUUGCGCGAGUCUCUCCAUCUUGACGUGCCGUCAUCCCUCUUUGAGGACUGUCCUUCUGUGCAGUCACUACGUGAAUACCUCAGCAUGUCAUCGGCACCUGUGUCCAAUAGCGAUACCACUAGCUACUCUUCGUCAUCCAGUGAAAGCCACACCAGCGUGGCCACGCCAGCGACAGCACUGGAGGAUGAGGGUGCGCCUCAUCAAUCAGCGGUUAACGGGUUCAGGACCACUAUAGCUAUGAUCUCGUCAAUCCUAGCCGAAGAGAUUGGAGUCAGUUCCAAAGAGCUGUCCAAGGUGGACGAUUUGGCAGAGCUGGGUCUGGAUUCGCUCUUGUCGUUAACAACCUUGGGGAGAGUUCGAGAGGAAAUGAAUCUGGAUCUGCCUCACGAUUUUUUCCUCCAGCACACCAGCAUCCAGUCAAUCACGAAUGCACUACGCACUGUUCUGGGAGCGACAGACGAAGCUCCCACCAUGCCCCCAAAGUCAAGCCAUCCUCCAGCAACAUCUAUCCUCCUUCAAGGUAGUUCUUCUUGUUCCCAGACACUCUUUUUAUUCCCCGAUGGCUCCGGCUCGUCCACAUCCUACGCGAUGCUUCCUCCCAUUUCGCAAGAUUUACGUGUCUAUGGCAUGAAUUGUCCCUAUAUGAAACGUCCAGAGGACCUGAAAUGUGCUCUUCAAAACCUCACUCCCUCAUAUGUUGCUGAGGUCCGGCGUCGUCAACCAUGCGGUCCUUAUAAUUUGGCGGGAUGGUCCGCAGGUGGAAUCGCUGCGUAUGACGCCGCACAGUAUCUCGCCCAGCAGGGAGAGAAGGUUGAGCGACUCAUUUUGCUCGACUCGCCCAACCCCAUCGGUUUAGGGAAACUUCCACCUCAUUUUUAUUACUUCCUCGAAAAGGCUGGUGUCUUCGGCUGUCACGGUGGACAAAAGCCUCCCAGCUGGCUCAUUCAGCAUUUCUUGUCUUUCAUUGAUGCGCUGGACAAGUACAAUCCGGUCCCAUUUAAUCCAACUCAUGCCGUGCCCCGAACGACAUUGAUUUGGGCCAAAGAUGGAGUGUGCAAAUCGCCGACUGAUCCUCGGCCGGAACCGCAACCGGAUGACCCGAAGGAGAUGUCCUGGUUGCUGGAGAACAGAGAGGACCUGGGGCCAAACGGAUGGGACCAACUGCUAGGGAGGAAUAAUAUUAAGAUUGAAAGCGUGUCGAAUGCUAACCAUUUCACGAUGGUCAGGGAACCCGCAGCUGCAGAUUUGGUGGCAAUCAUCCGGCGAGCCAUGUCACUAUGA
This is a messenger RNA of Aspergillus tanneri, 6309 nucleotides long. RefSeq names its product polyketide synthase alb1 (gene pksP). The coding region runs from base 1 to 6309 and encodes 2102 amino acids. The record is from RefSeq and is a predicted model, not a curated record. Lineage: Eukaryota; Fungi; Ascomycota; Eurotiomycetes; Eurotiales; Aspergillaceae. Gene Ontology annotation, molecular function: 3-oxoacyl-[acyl-carrier-protein] synthase activity; phosphopantetheine binding; fatty acid synthase activity. The transcript has 4 exons. Gene Ontology annotation, biological process: secondary metabolite biosynthetic process; fatty acid biosynthetic process.